This is a messenger RNA of Daphnia pulicaria, 594 nucleotides long. RefSeq lists its product as uncharacterized. The record is from RefSeq and is a predicted model, not a curated record. Lineage: Eukaryota; Metazoa; Arthropoda; Branchiopoda; Diplostraca; Daphniidae. The coding region runs from base 94 to 474 and encodes 126 amino acids. The transcript is spliced from 4 exons.
AAAGAGCAGGUCCGACAGUAGGUGAGACACUACACUUUGCCUAGCAGCAUCACAGCCAGCCCAACUCUUCUUCUCCAACCCAAAUCAAUCAACAUGCGUUUCCAAGUUCAGAUUUUAUUGGUGGCUGCCGUCUGCGCUGCGGCUUUGUUCAACGGAGCCUGUUCAGCCCCGACGACGAGCGAUGCGCUGCUGGAACCAACAUCCCUCGACUUGGAGAGGGCUACUGCUGUUGACGACAACGGAGAAAACGAUGAAAAUCCAAUCCUCAUUUUUCUAGCCAAGUUACUUAUCAAACAAAUCGGAUGCGCUGCCGCAAAGGCCAAAGCUGAUAGCUGCGGCCGUCGAGAGCUGUCGGUGAUUCCUUCGGUUCCUUUGGUGCCUUUGGUUCCUUUGGACCGCUCACCCGAAGACGACGAAUUUGAUCAAGUGAGUUUUAGCUGCAGAUUAGCCAAAUUCAUUCGCAGGUUUUGCUAAACCAAACCAAACUACCAUCGAUUUGAAUGGCGAAUUUUUCCCGCGUGACGCUCGACUGACCAGCAAGAUCAUUCCCAAUCACAAUUGUUGCAGCAUAGUGGACCAUGUCUGUGUUUCACU